Naegleria gruberi is the source of this 849-nucleotide messenger RNA. RefSeq lists its product as uncharacterized. The transcript has a single exon. NCBI's taxonomy places the organism in Eukaryota, Heterolobosea, Eutetramitea, Acrasida, Naegleriidae. The coding region runs from base 1 to 849 and encodes 282 amino acids. The record is from RefSeq and is a predicted model, not a curated record.
AUGUCUCAAAAUCGUGUAUGGUUUGUUACUGGUACUAGCUCAGGAAUUGGAAAAGAAAUUGCGAAGGCAGUCUUAAAGGGAGGUGACAAGGUCAUUGCUGCAGCUCGUAAUUUAGACAGCAUUAAGGAUUUGAAAGAAUUAGGAGCACAUACAUUGCAACUCGAUGUUACACUUUCCGAAAAGCAACUCUCCUCAUUAAUGAAUGAUGCCAUCAAUGUAUAUGGUCAAAUUGACAUUCUUGUCAAUAAUGCAGCAUUUGCAAUUUGGGGUUCAAUAGAAGAAACCUCUGAAGAAGAAACUGAAAAACUAUUUUCCACAAACUUCUUCGGUCCACUCAAGUUAAUUAAGGCUGUUCUUCCUCAUAUGCGUUCAAGAAGGACUGGAGUAAUUGUUAAUAUUAGCUCACUUGCAGGUGUCAGUGGUUUCAAGGCAUCAAGUUUGUAUCCAGCCACAAAGUUUGCAUUGGAAGGUUUAUCUGAAUCUUUGAAAGAUGAAGUUCAACAUCUUGGUAUUAAGGUUUUGGUAGUGGAGCCUGGAUUCUUUAGAACUGAGCUUGCUUCUCCAAAUAAUAUGGUUAUUGUGAAAAGAACUGUUUCUGACUAUGAUCAACAUUACAAUGAGUUUGAUUUGACUAGUAUUCAUCACAAACAAUCAGGUGAUCCAAAGAAACUUGCCGAAAGAUUAUUCGAUGUUGUUACUCAAAGUGGAUCUGCUCAAGGAAGAGAAAUUCCAUUUAGAUUACCAAUUGGUGAUGAUGCUUAUCCAUUUGUUUCAUCCAAAUAUGAGAAGAAUUUAGAGGAACUUGCCAAUAUUAAAGAUUUGACCUCAGGUACAAGUUUCCAAGAAUAA